UUUAUGUGUGAACUGUAAAUAUUGUUAUCUGCCUGUUGGCCGGUAGGGGGCAGCAGCAGUGAAACACAUCGUGGAAGCUCAAACUAAAGAAGGCGAAGUAGAACCACUUCCUGGUCAUAUUAAAAUAAACAAGAGAAAUGGCUGCUUUAGACGAAAUAAAACGUCUUGAAUAUUUAUCUUUGGUGUCAAAGGUGUGCACGGAGUUGGAGAAUCAUCUGGGAAUAAGCGAAAAAGAUCUGGCUGAAUUUAUUAUCAGUCUGGCCGAAAAACACCCAACAUUUGAGGAAUUCAAAGCAGUUCUGUCUGAAAAUGGAGCAGAUUUUACAGAUACCCUUACUGGUAAUUUACUUAGACUUAUUCAUACCAUGCGGCCCUUACCAUCUACAAGUAAAGCUCAUCAGCCAGAGGUCAAGGCAAAGAGUGAGAAAGACAAGAUGAAAGAGAAAUACCCUGCUCUAUGUAAACCAGAUGCUCAUGUGUGGAUGAUUCCACCACGCCACACAGAUAAAGAUGAUGAGCAGGUUGCUGCAGCAGCCAUGAAGGAGCUGGAGAUGCUUAUGCCUAACUUCUGUGGAACAAGCUCUGAUAACGGGUCAGUAAAGCCUUUGCACAGUGACAGAGGUCGAGACACAGACAGAGAAAGCGGCCGUAAGCAAAGUCGUUCUCGCUCCAGAUCAAGAGAUCGUGACGGUCAAACAAACCUCAAACGCAGAAGGAAACGAGUGUCUCGCUGGAGUGACCAUCCACCGAGCCCACACAGAGACGAUGACGACAACAACAACAACAACAAGGAUGACAGAGACUCUGACCGCUGCCGUGAUAGACUUGUGGAUCGGCCUCCGCCAGAAGAGCCUGUUGUGGGCGACAUCUACAACGGCAAAAUCAGCAGUAUUAUGCAGUUUGGCUGUUUUGUGCAGCUAGAGGGCCUCAGGAAACGCUGGGAGGGCCUAGUGCACAUCUCAGAGUUGCGCAAAGAAGGACGUAUAGCCAAUGUUGCUGACGUGGUCACCAAAGGCCAAAAGGUGAAGAUCAAAGUGCUGUCAUUCACUGGAACCAAAGCCAGCCUUAGCAUGAAGGAUGUCGACCAGGAGACAGGAGAGGACCUAAACCCCAACCGAAGACGAAACCUGGACCCUGGAGUUGGAGACGAAGCCAUGCGGAACCCUGACCGCCCUGUUGAAGCCAGCAUGCUGGAAGUAGACGAAAACCCAACAGAACGCAAACGGCUCGCCAAGAUAACUGACCUUGAAAAAUGGGAGAUUAAACAGAUGAUUGCAGCCAAUGUACUUCCUAAAGAAGAGUUCCCAGAAUUUGACGAGGAGACGGGAAUCCUUCCCAAAAUAGAUGAUGAUGAAGAUGAAGAAAUGGAGAUUGAUCUGGUCGAAGAGGAACCAGCAUUCCUGAGGGGACAGACUAAAUGGAGCACGAACAUGAGCCCAAUCAAAAUAGUAAAGAAUCCAGACGGCUCCCUUUCCCAAGCAGCCAUGAUGCAGAGUGCUCUUGCAAAGGAGAGGAGAGAGCUGAAGCAGGCGGCUCGCGCAGCAGAGAUGGACUGCAUCCCUAUCGGUCUCAACAAGCACUGGACAGACCCAAUGCCUGAUUAUGAAGGAAGGCAGAUUGCUGCCAACAUGAGAGGCAUCGGCGCUAUGCCUAUUGAUCUUCCAGAGUGGAAAAGAUAUGCCUUCGGAGGGAACCAGGUGUCGUAUGGCAAGAAGACAGAACUUUCCAUCCUGCAGCAGAGAGAGAGUCUGCCUAUUUUCAAGCUUAAGGAACAGCUCAUUCAGGCUGUCCAUGAUAAUCAGAUCUUGAUUGUAGUUGGAGAAACUGGGUCUGGUAAGACCACGCAGAUUACUCAGUACCUGGCGGAGGCAGGCUACACUUCCCGGGGGAAAAUUGGCUGUACGCAGCCCCGUCGUGUAGCUGCCAUGUCAGUGGCCAAGAGAGUCUCUGAAGAGUAUGGUUGCCGUCUAGGCCAAGAGGUUGGUUACACCAUUCGUUUUGAGGACUGCACCAGUACAGAGACAGUAAUCAAGUACAUGACCCAUGGUAUGCUGCAAAGGGAGUGUCUGUUGGACCCAGACAUGAGUCAGUAUUCUCUCAUUAUGCUAGAUGAGGCCCAUGAGAGAACAAUCCACACUGAUGUGCUCUUUGGCCUUCUCAAGAAGACGAUACAGAAACGCAAAGACAUGAAGCUGAUAGUGUCCUCUGCUACACUGGAUGCUGUCAAAUUCUCCCAGUAUUUCUUUGAAGCUCCCAUCUUCACCAUCCCAGGAAGAACUUUCCCAGUGGAGAUUCUCUACACCAAAGAACCGGAGACAGACUACCUGGAUGCCAGUCUCAUUACUGUUAUGCAGAUCCAUCUAACUGAGCCUCCAGGUGACAUCCUGGUGUUUUUGACCGGACAGGAAGAGAUCGACACCGCCUGUGAGAUCUUGUAUGAGAGAAUGAAGUCACUGGGGCCUAAUGUUCCUGAACUGAUUAUUCUGCCAGUUUAUUCUGCCCUGCCCAGUGAGAUGCAGACCAGGAUCUUUGACCCUGCACCCCCAGGCAGCAGAAAGGUCAUCAUUGCCACAAACAUUGCUGAGACGUCUCUGACUAUUGAUGGAAUCUACUAUGUGGUGGACCCUGGCUUUGUUAAACAGAUUGUGUAUAAUUCCAAGACGGGCAUCGACCAGCUUGUGGUGACUCCCAUAUCACAGGCCCAGGCCAAGCAGAGGGCAGGUCGAGCCGGCAGAACAGGCCCAGGGAAGUGUUACAGGCUCUACACAGAGAGAGCCUACAGAGACGAGAUGCUCGUUUCCAAUGUACCGGAGAUCCAGAGAACCAACUUGGCCAGCACUGUGCUGUCUCUUAAGGCCAUGGGUAUUAAUGACCUCCUGGCAUUUGACUUCAUGGACGCUCCUCCAAUGGAGACUCUGAUCACAGCCAUGGAGCAGCUCUACACUCUGGGAGCUCUGGAUGAUGAAGGCUUACUCACACGUCUGGGUAGAAGGAUGGCUGAGUUCCCCCUGGAGCCGAUGCUGUGUAAGAUGUUGAUCAUGUCCGUCCAUCUUGGCUGCAGUGAAGAAAUGCUCACCAUCGUCUCCAUGUUGUCUGUUCAGAACAUCUUUUACAGACCAAAGGACAAACAGGCCCUUGCUGACCAGAAAAAGACAAAGUUCUUCCAGCUUGAGGGAGACCACCUUACGCUGCUGGCUGUCUACAACUCCUGGAAGAACAACAAGUUCUCCAACCCCUGGUGUUUCGAGAACUUCAUCCAAGCCCGCUCCUUAAAGAGAGCUCAGGACAUACGCAAGCAGAUGCUGAGCAUCAUGGACAGACACAAGUUGGAUGUGGUAUCUUGUGGAGCAGCUACGAUGCGGGUCCAGAAAGCUAUUUGCAGCGGUUUCUUCAGGAACGCAGCCAGGAAGCACCCCCAUGAUGGGUACCGUACCCUGAUUGACCAGCAGGUGGUGUACCUCCACCCCUCUAGCACUCUCUUCAACCGCCAGCCAGAAUGGCUUGUGUACCAUGAGUUGGUGCUGACCACCAAGGAGUACAUGCGGGAGGUGACCACCAUCGACCCUCGCUGGCUGGUGGAGUUUGCACCUGCUUUCUACAGAGUUGGCGACCCCACACGCCUCAGCAAGCUUAAGAGGCAGCAGAAACUGGAACCUCUCUACAACCGUUACGAGGAACCCAAUGCUUGGAGAAUCUCCCGCGCCUUCAGACGCCGCUGAUCUCCUGUGCCUUACGCUCAUACCAGGUGGACAAACUGCGUAGGGAAUACUGAUCGAGCCAGCUAAUUGCUGACAAAGACACUUUGGUUUCAUAUUUUAAUUUUGCUUUGCCAAAGCCAAACUUCAACCAGACAAAUGGUAAUUAAACCUUAAUUAAUCAAUUUAUUGGAAUGUUUUUCACUAUAUUCAGUAAUACUUAAUUUUGCCUUGUUAGCUAUGUCAUUACCAUUAUCAGGUGUUAACACUUAAGUUGGUCAACAUUUCCUAUAUUAUAUUUUCUAUGAAAUAAUUAGCAUAGGUCAUUUAGAUUUUUUAAAUUGCAAUAUUGACGUUUGUUUUUUGUCAUUGCAGAUAAACACUGGAUGCACUUUUAUGAAAGUUUAUGAAGUUUUAUGAAAUAUUUAUUCAAAGUGUGUGCAAGGUGUUAGGGCCAAAAGCUGUUUUGGUUAAAGGAAUAGUUCGACAUAUUGGGAAAUAUGUUUCUUGGCUUUUUGCCUGUACAGUAAAUAUGAAGCAGCCGAUUAGCUUAGCACAAAGACUGGAAAUGGGGUAACCACUAGCCUGGCUCUGUCUAAAGGUAACACAAUCCACCUUCUACCCCCUUGAAAGCUCACUAGUUAACAUGUUGUAUCUUAUUUGUUUAUUUAUUUGUACAAAAACCAAAGUGUAAAAAUGAGCAAGGCUAGCAGUUUCUCCCUGUUUCCAGUCUGUAUGCUAAGCUAAGAUAAUGGCUGCUGGCAGUAGCUAUAUAUGAACGCUACUGGUUUGAGAGAGGUUAUCAAUAUUCUUAUCUAACUCUCAGCAAGAAAGCAAAUAAGCAUAUUUCCUAAAAUGAUGAACUGUUCCCUUUUAAAACAGCCUGAGAAGUUGAAUCACAUAAUUAUUCGCUCACAAAAGUUAAAGAAUAACCACAUGCGACUCAUAACAAAAACACAGGAAAGAAUAGUCUGGACUUCAGUUUGGGUAUUAUGGGUAUUUAUUAAGCAAUCUCUUCAACCACAGUCAUGUUUAUGGAUUGAAUAGGCUUCAGAUGUGAGAGGAAUGCAGCGUUUAAAAAACAAAACAAAAUCCCUAAUGAGAUUAAUUUAAAACAAAAACACCAUAGCCUUAUAUACAAGUGGAUGGGGUGGGCAUGUGCAAGAGGUGCAUGGGGUUUCAGGGUGUGUAUGAUGAUGGGUUGGUACAACAGGAAGAUUUCUGAAGGUGGGGAGAAAAGAGGGAGGGUGGGGGCUGGCUUUAGUACAUGUAGCCUUUAGAGUAGGGCUGGGGGCCCAUGUUUUGUGGGGCUUGUUCCGUGGUGUAGGGCACUCCCUCAUCCAGGUGGGACAGGGGCACUGUGUCCUCUUCAUUGACGUAGCGCUCGAACUCGGCCUUCAGGCUGGGCCGCUGAUUGUCGGGGAAGGCCAGGGAGAUGAGGGCCUCAGGCUCACACACAAACUUGUAAACGUAGCGCUCCCCUGCCACCUGGAGAGAGAGUAAAUGGCUUGAGUCAUAUAGGAAUGUAUAUGAAGAAACACAUUCAACUCUUUUUUCCCCAGGUGUGCAGACUUUUCUGUUGCCUAUUUGAGUCUUUUACAGUAUGUGCGUAACAAAGAUCUUACUCUGUGUCUA
Molecule: messenger RNA, 5330 nt
Organism: Siniperca chuatsi (mandarin fish)
Lineage: Eukaryota; Metazoa; Chordata; Actinopteri; Centrarchiformes; Sinipercidae
Product: ATP-dependent RNA helicase DHX8-like
Exons: 23
Coding region: 138-3719 (1193 amino acids)
Biological process (GO): spliceosomal complex disassembly; mRNA splicing, via spliceosome
Cellular component (GO): catalytic step 2 spliceosome; intracellular anatomical structure
Molecular function (GO): ATP binding; RNA binding; RNA helicase activity
Source: RefSeq, a predicted model, not a curated record